AUGGCCGCGCGGGUGAGUGCAAGCGGCCCCACGGUGCGGCUCCGGAGGAGGGCGGGCUCGGACACGGCGGUGAGCACCGGCCUCCUGGCUCCGGUCGCCUGGGCCGGGCGAGGGGAGGGCGUCCGCGGAGAGGAGACGUGCCCCGCCCGAGAGCAGCCCGAGGUCGGAGGGCCGGUGGCCCUUUGCCCCGUGCGCCCGGGUCCUGAAGUCCCUGCUCUGGGGCAGGGCCGUCGGCGUCUAGCAGGGGGAAAGCCCCACGACCAACAGUGUUCCCUCUAUUUGACUUUCCAGGGGUCUGUGACCUUCGAGGAUGUAGCUGUGACUUUCACCCAGGAGGAGUGGGGACAACUGGACCCAGCUCAGAGGACCUUGUACCAGGAGGUGAUGCUGGAAAACUGUGGGCUCCUGGUCUCACUGGGGUAUCCUGUUCCCAAACCUGAGCUGAUCUUCCAGCUGGAGCACGGGCAGCAGUUGUGGACAGUGAUGAUAGACCUCUUUCAGAGCACCUGUCCAGGUGACAGUGGAAAACCUCAGGCCACCGAACCUACUGCUUGUGAGCCAGCCUUGUCUGAGGGUGCCUCACUCCAGGGACUGUUAACACAAGGGGCCUCAGGGUGCUCCCAGGUGGUGGCAGCCAGAGGUCAGGAUGGGCCAUCAGCAGUGCAGGAAGGACUCUUGAGACCAGGUGUAGAGCUGCAGGAGAAGCUUCCUGGGAAAAGUAUCCCUAGACCUGGUGGUUCAGGGGCAGCCAAGGACACACAUUCAAGGAUGGUACAGGAAGAGGAGGAAAACAUCUUCAAAUGCAGUGAAUGUGGGAAGGUGUUUAACAAGAAACACCUUCUUGCUGGACAUGAGAAAAUCCACUCUGGAGUGAAGCCCUACGAGUGCACGGAGUGUGGGAAGACCUUCAUCAAGAGCACGCACCUCCUGCAGCACCAGAUGAUCCACACGGGAGAGAGGCCCUACGAGUGCACAGAGUGUGGGAAGGCGUUCAACCGCAGGUCCUACCUCACCCAGCACCAGCGCAUCCACAGUGGGGAGAAGCCCUACAAGUGCAGCGAGUGUGGGAAGGCCUUCACCCACCGCUCCAAUUUUGUCUUGCACAGCAGGAGACACACUGGAGAGAAGUCCUUUGUGUGCACUGAGUGUGGGCAGGUCUUCCGGCACAGGGGAGGUUUCCUCAGGCACUAUGUGGUCCAUGGUGGGGAGAACCCCUAUGAGUGUUUUGAGUGUGGCCAGGUCUUCAAGCACAGGUCCUACCUCCUGUGGCACCAGCAGACUCACACGGGCAAGGAGCCCUACGAGUGCAGCGAGUGUGGGAAGGCCUUCCUGGAGAGCGCGGCCCUGAUCCACCACUACGUCAUCCACACCGGGGAGAAGCCCUUCGAGUGCCUCGAGUGUGGGAAGGCCUUCAACCACAGGUCCUACCUCAAGAGGCACCAGCGCAUCCACACCGGGGAGAAGCCCUUCGUGUGCAGUGAGUGUGGGAAGGCCUUCACCCACUGCUCUACGUACAUUUUACAUAAAAGGGCCCACACUGGAGAAAAACCCUUUGAGUGCAAAGAAUGUGGGAAAGCCUUUAGCAAUCGAAAAGACCUCAUUCGCCACUUCAGCAUCCACACUGGGGAGAAGCCCUACGAGUGUGUGCAGUGUGGGAAGGCCUUUGCCCGCAUGUCAGGCCUCACGAGGCACAAGCGGAUUCACAGUGGGGAGAAGCCCUAUGAAUGCAUCGAGUGUGGGAAAUCCUUCUGCUGGAGCACAAACCUCAUCCGGCAUGCCAUCAUCCACACUGGAGAGAAGCCCUAUAAGUGCAGCGAGUGCGGAAAGGCCUUCAGCCGCAGCUCAUCCCUCACCCAGCACCAGAGGAUGCACCGUGGGAGAAACGCUGUCAGCGCAGCAGAGGAGGGGCCCCCUUUCCCAAGUGCUCACGCCUCCGUCACCCUCCGAGAACUCCUUAUGGGAAAGGACUUUUUGAAUGUAACCACCAAGAGAAAUCUACUGCCAGAGGAAACAUCGUCCUCAGCCUGUGAUCGUUCAUACCAAAGAGAAACCCCUCAGGUGUCUUCACUGUGAGGAAUGUCAUGUGUCACCUGAAGACUCAGUUGGAAAUGGGUUGAGAGUUCAUCCAGGAGAGACCUAGUGGUUUCAAGCACACAGGACGAUCUUCAGCUGCGCCUUCCUCCUCGUUUACGGUGCAGUGUUAUCUCAGGAACUGUUUCUAAAAGGAGGGAUGUAGAAGAAGAUGAAAUGCAAACACAGGGCCCUGGAUUUGACAUUUUCCAUCUUGACAUCGCUUCCAGGACCUCCUUCCAAGACCUCCAGUCUUGCAGGGACUUUUGUGGAGUUCAGCUUCCAGGUCAGGCCCUCGAACCUCAGGGCUCCGUCCCCUCUUUCCUGGCCUGGUGUGACGUCUUGCCUCUCAGAUGGCGGCUGCCCUUGUUGGAGUUGCUCACCGCUGCAGUGCUGGGAGGUCCCAGGCCCAGCUGGGGAGAAGACCCUCAUUCCUCUGCUUUUCCUCUAGAUUUAGAUCGUUGUCCCUCUCAUAUUUCACAUGAACGAGUCUCAGAAAGGAGAACUUGUGUCGCAUUUCUAUCAGUUGCUGAGAGAGCCCUGUUGAUGUCUUGAACUGUAAUUGGGGGAUUGUGUAUUCUGCAUUAGAUUUCUGUCCCUGGGUCA
Messenger RNA from Marmota flaviventris (yellow-bellied marmot), 2676 nucleotides. Lineage: Eukaryota; Metazoa; Chordata; Mammalia; Rodentia; Sciuridae. The record is from RefSeq and is a predicted model, not a curated record.